UGGGUUAGACAAGGAAACAAUCGAUGACCCCGCCGACAUCGAUGUUUGGCCAAGUCCUCAAUCGUUCAAUAUCCCUCAGCUCCGCCAGUCCAGCCGUCGGGCAACAGCCAUUAUUAUUUUUUUUUUCCUGUGCGAGAGAGCGGUGUGUGUGCGUUGCAAAGGCGAGGAGAAGCCUCCGACCCCCAGACUCGAGCCGUUUUUUGAGAACCGUAGUAGUAGUAUCCAACCGGGUAUAGAGAUCGCGCGCCGCCAUGUGCUCCGCCAGGCGGAAAGUGCAAAUGCGAAACAAAAGUGAAAACGUGCCGAAAUAAACUUAUAAUAAAUAAAUAAAAAAAAAAAAAUAAUAAGAAUUGGAAGAGCAAAGAAUAGGCAAGAAAAUGUGCGACGCUAUCGCAGCAGUGGCAACAACAACAACAACAACAACCACAAAUCCUGUGGGAAGUGAUGCUGCAACAACGAUUCCAGGAACUUCAUCAGCGACGACGACGGUAGUGGCAGUAGGUGGAGGAGGAGGAGGAGGAGGAGGAACAGUGGCACCAUCACUAGCACCACCACCAGCACCACCACCAGCUAUAACCACAUCGCCCAUGGCGACUACAACAGCGCUGGCGGCCACAACCACAACCACAUCGUCAUCAACGACAUCAACGACAUCGUCGUCGUCGUCGUCGUCGUCGCUGAAGAUCGAGAAGCGACAAAACUGCUGCCGCCUGUGCAUCGCCCCCUCCUCGGAGUGCAUCUCGAUCAUGAACAGCUAUGCGGCGGACAAGGAGCCGCUGUCCACCAAGAUCCACAACUGCGUCAACAUCAAGAUCACGCCCCAGGAUCGGCUGUCCUUGCAGAUAUGCCAUGCCUGCAUCAGCUACCUCAACUCGUGGCAGAGCUUCAAGAAUCGCUCCCUCAUCUCCCAGACCAAGCAGCGCCAAUGGCUCGAGGCGAACAACAGCAGCAGCCAUAAGAGCAAGCUCCUCAACUAUCUGGACCUGAACAGUGCCGAGAACGGCUCUGCCUCCGAUCAUCAUUCGCAUCAUCCGCACCACAACCAGAGCCAGCAGCAUCAGCAGCAGCAGCAGCGACAGGAUAAUGAGGACGAAACGGACAAUGCAUCGAUGCCAGGAGCGGCAGCCACAGCGGCUGCCAUUCUGGACGGCAUUCCAUCGCUGAAGAAACGAAAAUCUCUAACAGUCUAUCCACUGCCAGCGGUGCCCAUCAAGGAUGAGCCCAUCGACACGGAUGACGACUACCAGAUGAAGUCGAUUGACGAGUCCGACGACAUGGUCGAUCCCACAAUGUUCCUAGAGCGCUCCGAGCACGAGGGCGACAUGCCGUUGAUGACCUCCGACUACGACUACACGGCUCAGCAUGGCGUAAAUGCCGCCUCGGCAGCCGCCUCCCUGCCGGCCAAUGCCGUCGCCAAUGUGGCAGCUGCCGGCGACUCCAAGGUGGCCAGCUGCCGGGCCUGCAGCCUCCAGUUCUCGACGCGCGCCAAUGCCCGUCGCCACGAACGCAACCUGCACCCGAAUCUGUUCCAGCUCUCCACCGACUCGCCCCACAACACGCCCAUUACCAAGCCGACGCCCGCUUUGGCCGCCGCCUUGGAGAUCCAGCGGGCAGCGGCGGAGGCAGCCACUGCAGAGGCCAACAGGGCAGCCGGAGCGGCGGGCGGGAAUAUAUCCACCCAGAAGUACCGGCAGGUUGUGAUGAACGCGUUCAUAAAGUGCGAGGGCGGUGGCUACGACUACGACAACCCGGAACAGUACCGGGCGCACCUCACCCGCGACAAGGUGGAGUUCAUCGAGCAGAACGAGGAGUUCCUGGAGCAGUACCAGACGAUGACGUGCCGGUGCUGCAACAAGUACUUCAGCACCUACAAGAACUUCAUGGCCCACGUCCGCAAGAAGUACCCGCUGCUGCCCCGCAACCUCUGCUUCAACUGCCUCAAGAUGAACGACUCCAAGGCCCUGUUCAUCUCCCACUUGAAGAAGCGCAACUGCAUCAACCUGUACCGGGUGCUGCACGGCAUCAGGGAGAAGGCCAACGCCGUAGUGGUGUCCAAGGACGGUGUAGAGACUGGCGAUGGUAGAAUUAUGACCCACAUGGAUGCCGGCUCCAGUCCGAAUGUCACGGCGGACAUCAUCGGCAGUGCGGGCGGAUCGGAGCGGCCGGAGAAGCUGCGGGCCAAGGAGCUGCUGGUGAACAAGCUGUACGAGUGCAAGCUCUGCCCGAAGGGCUUCCGCACCAAGCACGAGUUCCGGACGCACGUCUACGACAAGCAUGCGGAUGUCCAGCGGAAGGACAGCAACUCGAUCCAGUGCAACUUCUGUGGCCUGGACUUUGCCGAUCCGGUCGACAGGCGGCGGCACUACAACAACAUGGACUGCAUCGUCCGGCUGCGCUGCAUGACGUGCGACGCCAAGCUGGAGACGCACCAGCGCUUCCUCGAGCACGUCUACCAGGACCACUUGGGCGGCGUGGGCGGCGGCACUGGCACCGGUGGCGCCAGCAGCGACAACGCCUCCACCACCGGCAACAGCAUGGAGCACUCGCCGGGCAAGCGCAGUCUCCUGAGUGCCCUCGGCAUCGGUGUCGGCUCCUCGGCGGACGAAUCGCGCAGCAGCAGUGUGGCCCUCGGCCCCCUGACCUCCACACCCAAGCCGGCCGGCGGCACUGCGUCCGGCAUCCCUUCGGGCAGUCGAGAUGCCGCUAGCAGUGGCGGCAAUGGAUCAGCUCCCAAGUCCCAGUACUUCUCCCGCAUGCCGCAGGUCUGUCCCAUUUGCGGCCAGCAGUACAACAACUACAACAACGUGCUCCGGCACAUGGAAUCGAAGCAUCCGAACAAGCUGCCCGAGACGUACAAGUGUGUGCGGUGUGGCCUGGGGUAUCCGAGGAUCUCCUACCUGCGGGAGCACAUGAUCAACGUGCAUGGAGUCGACAAGAAUCGGCACUCCGGCGGCUUCGAGUACAUCGUCAAUGCGGAUGCAGUGAAGCUGGCGGACGGGAGCACACCGAACGUGUACACGGGUCGUUACGACUACGUGAUGAAGGACCUCAUGUCGAUAACAAAUGGUGGGACCCUCGAUGACGACGACGAGGAGCCGGCCGGCGUGGCCAAGAAGAUGCGCCUGGACGACAGCAGCAACAACAGCAGCCUGGCCGGCGUGGGCGUCUCCAGCCAGCAGCAGCAGCAGCAGAAGGAGUGCCCCAUCUGCAACGCCGUCUUCAGCAACAACAUCGGCCUCUCCAACCACAUGCGCUCCCACUAUACGGCCUCCAACUCCGUGAAUGCCGCCCUCACGGCCGCCAAUCGGAUGACUCCCAAGUCCCUGACCAUAACGGCCACUCCGGCCGACACCACCAUGGAGCUGCUAGGUGGCGCAACUGCCUCAUCCGUUCCAGCGGCAGGAGGAGGAGGAGCUGCGGGGGUUCCACCUGCGAUGGCCAAUCAGACGCCGCAGGAACAGGCCGUUUUCCGGCGCAGUCUCGACCAGGCGGCCGACCGGCGCUUCCGCAGGAUGCGCUGCCGGAUCUGCCAGCGGCGGUUCAGCUCGAAGAAGUCCUACCGCUACCACAUGCUCACCGACCACCAGGUGCAGAACGUGCAGUUCAUCAAGUGCAAGCUCUGCAACGCGGAGUUCGCCUACGAGAAGGGUCUGAAGGUGCAUCUCUUCAAGGUGCACGGGCGGGCCAUCAAGGACGAGAUGAUUGUGAAGCAGUUCGAGUGCGAGGUGUGCUCCAUAGUCUACAGCUCGGAGAUGGAGUUGCAGCAGCACAAGCGCAGUGUCCACAAGAUGUCCUCCUCCUCGGCCUCGGCUGCAGCUGCCUCUGGAGGAGGAGCCUCUUCCAAAAUGGAAGACGACAGCAUAGUCCUGGAGGACAGCACUUUGAAGCCAACUGCCGGAGAUCUGACGGACACCUCCGUGAACGUUUCAGGGGCCGGGGGCUUGACCACGCCCCUCUACUGGUACCAGUGCAAGUACUGCCCCUCCAACUUCAACACCAACAAGAAGCUGGCCAUCCACAUCAACUCCCACGACGAGUUCGAUUCGAACGACUACUCGUGCAAGGACUGCGGGAAUGUCUACAGUGGAAGGAAGAGUCUAUGGGUCCAUCGGUAUAAGAAGCAUCCACAGGUCCCUGAUCCGGCCGAGUGCUCGCUUUGCCGCAAGAUCUUCUUCGACCGCCAAAUGCUGGACAACCACACGCCGACUUGCAACCGCAAGCCCAUCACCUCCACCGGCGCCCACCAACAGCAGCAGCAGCAGCAGCAGCAACAGCAACAGCUGCAGGAGGCACUGCAUCAGCAGCAGAUGGCCCUCCAGAAGCAGGUGGGCCUGCACUCUGGAGUGUUCCGGCACAAGACCGGCGACGAUGACGACGAGGAGGACGAUGAUGAUCAGCUCCCGAAGCUGGCCGAUGGAGGAGGUGGUGGGGGUGAGAGUGGAGCAGCUGCUCCUCCUCCUGCUCCCGCUCCAGCUCCGGCCAGCACGACGGCAGCUGCUACGAUGAAGAUACGCAUUCCAGAGGUGGCGUGCACCAUUUGUGGGGCCCGCUUCACCGACCAGGAGAUGUUCACCAAGCACAUCCAGAAGCACGAACAGGAACUGUACGUGGACAAUCCCCUGGCGGCGAUGUUCGACGAUGGGCCGCCAGAUGCCGGCCAGUUUCAGGUGGAGCUGGAGAAGCAGAACGAGAACGGGGAAUAUGCGUGCGAUCUGUGCGCAAAGACGUUCCCCCAGGUCAUAGCACUCAAGGUGCACCGCAAGUGGCAUUUCAGAGGUGAUAGCAAGCAGAAUCCCAUCGACGGCGAAGCGACACAUUUGACCAACAACAACCACACCACCAGCAACAACAACAACAGCAGCAACAACAACAACAACAACAACAGCAUGUCGCACCUCCGGGAACUUCAUGCUGUGGGUCUGAUUCCAAACAACCAACAGCAUCAGAGCCAGGAGCAGCAAUCCCAGCAUCCGCAUCCGCAGCAGGCGGGCAAGUCGAUGAAGCGGAAGCGUGAACUGAAGUGCGAAUACUGCCCCUCGACCUUCAUCAGCAACAACAACCUGCGCCGGCACAUGUACGAGCUGCACAAGCACGAGGUGAGCAACCUGCCAGAGCCGCCGGUCAUCGUCGUGGACGAUCAUCUCUCCUGCCGCCGUUGCAAUCUCAAGUUCGAGACGAAGGAGCUGUGGAUCGAUCACAAGCUGGCGGACGCCAAGGUGGUGCGACCGUUCUGCCCCUUCCAGUGGGGCUGUGAUCUGUGCGGCGAGUAUCUAUCCCGCAAGGAGAAGCUCAUGAAUCACAUCAACAAUCAUCUCAAGGAGGAGGUGAUUGUGCCGGUGGCCACCAAGGAGGCGGCGGAGAGGGCGGCGGCAGCGGUGAAGGCGCAGGAGGCGGAGGCAGCAACAGCAACGGCAGAAUCCACCGUCAAGACGGAGGAGGAGGAGGCGGCAGCGGCAGCGGCGGCGGUUUUGGUCAAGCACAAGGUGGAGGGCAAGUCGGAGGUGAAGACUCAGCCGGACAGCGAUGAUCUGGAUGAGGAGGAUAGCUCCGGCGAGGAGGAGACCUCUGGCACGGGCGACGACGAGGAGGACGACGAUGAUGAGGAGGAUGACUCGGAGGAGGAUGUGGAAGAUGAGGAGGACGAGGAGGGCGACGGCGGCGAGGGCGAGGACGAAGAAGGCGUCCCCCCGCAACAGCCGCCGAAAAUGAACCUCGCCCAGGACGAUGACCUGGUGGAGGAGGUCCUCAGCUCCGACGACGAUGUGGAGAGCGACGACGUCGACGAAAUGGAAGAGGAUGACGACGAAGACGUCGAGGACGAUGAGGAGGAGGAGGAGGAUGACGUGGAAGAUCCCCAGCCGGUGGUGAUGAACGGAAAGGCGAAAAUGCAACCACUCAUUGUGGCCACUUCGGACGAGGAGGACGAGGACGAGGAGGAGGAUGGCAUGUUGCCCAUCGAUGAAAUUAUCGAGGAGGAGUUUGACGAGGACGCGGCCGACCCAGAGCCCGAGGACGACAUUGUCGAGGAGGAUGAUGAGGAGGAGGGGGAGGAGGAGGAAGAGGUAAUCGAAGAGGUGGAACUCGACGACGACAUGGACGAGGUGGGCAACGAGAGGCGCAACUCGUCGUCGGCUAGUGAGUCGGCGAACACCACCACCAUUGCCAACACCACCACCACGGCCACGUCGCAAUCACAUUCCACGGGUGAGCGGCACAAAAAGCCGGAGGUGCCAGGCUUUACCUGUGAUCUAUGUCAACUUUGUUUCGAUUCUCAGGAGCUACUCCAGAGCCACAUCAAAAGCCAUUUUCUGAAUGGUCCAAAGCUGGCAAGAGCCAAGGUGGUAGCAGCAGCCGGAGGAGGAGGAGCAGCAGCAGCAGCAGCAGCAGCAGCAGCAGCAGCAGCAUCCUUGGCAACGGAACCAGACUCAAAGAUGACGGGGAGCAGUACCAGUAGCUCCAGUAAGAGUAGUAAGCCAGCAGCUGCCACCAAUGCUGCCACUGUUAUCCUCCAUCUCACUUGAAAUGUACAAAAUACCCAGCCCAGCCACCACUAGAACCACUAGAACCACAAGCCACACCGCCAAAAAAAAAACCAACAAACAAUAACAGAAACAGAAACAGAAACAGAUCAUAGUCCACUCCAUAAUCCUCCAGAGCCAACGCAUUCCAUCAUCACCAUCAUCUGAUCAUCCCAUCAUCUCGAUCAUCUCGAUCAUCUCGCCAAGAUUAUGUAUAGCCAGUAUAGUAGUGUACUAGUAGUAGCUCUUGUGUGCGUACUCCCCUUUUUUCUCUCUAUAGAUCCUAGUCGUAAGAUCCAACCCCCUCCAUAUAUACACACACUAUAUGUCACUAUAUAUGAAGGACAUUACUUUUUUUUUUUUUAAUGUUAAACUAGUUCGUACCACACACACACACCACACCACAUCGCUGAAGUAGGAGGAGAGUGGGAUUGAAAUGCUCUGCAUCCUGUAGCCAUAAGGUUCGCUAGACAAGCUACAUUCUAGAUUUAAACGAAUAACUUUAUAUAUAAUCGGUAUAUAUAGUCUUAAAUAGAUAGUUUUUAAGCAAAAAAAAAAAGAAAAAACAAAAACACAUCAAUUGCAAGCGAAUUAUGAUGCACCAAAGCAAAGGAUAUCGAGAGCGGGAACUCAGUUAGGAUUAGUAGAACCAUCAGGAUUUUUUAACAAGUAUUUCAAGCACACACAGCAGGACACCGGACACAGCAGGACACAGGACACAGCAGGACACAGGACACAGGACACCGACUCAGACAUACUCUCACAAAGGUUUAAAAAACCCCCAAAGCUAUAGUAAUUAGAUUUUUUUUGUGCUUGGUCUUCCCCCCAAAAUUCUAAAAAUGGUUUUCUAAACCACACCCCCCUUUUAGGCCCAAAACAAUUUCGGUUUUUUAAAGAAAAAAAUAUAGAUACUAUAUACUGUACUAUACACUUAACUAAUUACUAAUUUAGAUCAUCCUUGGUAUUAAAAAAAAAGAAAACUUACACGGAGGCAAGCACACUUACUCACAAAAUUAGUUUCACGCAAAAGCCAAAUACAGAAGUCGCGCCAGUACUUACACUAUACAUGAUACACGAUACAUGAUACAUGAUACAUGAUACCCGAUACCCCCCUAAUUUCAUAGAACUUUUUUACGGCGAUCCUUUUUUUUCGUUUUGACCAUUUAGGAAAAAGGAUCAGUAAAUUAGUACGAUUGCCAAAUACCCUUUAUACUAACUAUCUAGAACUGACUAUAACUAGUCUGGAAAUUGGUAUAUGCAUAGGUAUACUUUACUUGAUGCGUUAGAUUUCGUUUGCAAUUCAAAAAAAAUGGUUCAAAAACGAUUCGAAAACGAGUAUAUUCGAGACUUGUGAUGAUGUUUUUGCACUCUUUCUGGACAAUGAUUCCAUUCUAACACUAGAAACAUUAGACGGAUGUGGGUGCAGCUAUAGAUUCCAAUAUCCUUCGUUCGUUUCGAGGACAUUGCGUGAGGAUCGCUGCUCCCAACCAUCCAACCAACCAUCCACUCAUCCACCCACUAGAUCCGUUGGUUCAGUCUUCUAUCUUACAUCAGAGGAUGUCUGCGGCUGCAGGACACUCCCCAACUGAAACCACUCACGAUAAUAGAUAAUCGUCUCUCUUCUCUUCUAAACUACAAAUUAAAAUCAAUAAAAAUUACGAUAAAAAUGGUACCCAUCGACCUUGGCGCCUUACUGGUUGCUGGUUAAGGCGGACCAAGGUCGAUCAGGAGGACACACUUCACAGUCACACCCCCCAGCACACACCACACGCACCACACACUCACACUCACAUCGACUCAGGCUAGCAACGAGACUUGAAAUACACUUAUCUAAUAUCAUAAAAAAAAUGGUAUAUAUAGAUAUAUAUUUUGCAUGUAUGUAUAUAUAUAUAAUACAUGUGCAGGAGACCCACAAGAAGACACUGAAGACAUGUACGAGGACAGACCAGACCAUCCCCUACUCUACACGCACUCCUACUCCUCAAUCUAUCCACACACACCAUACCUAUAUGUAACUAGGCCCUAAGCUACCAUAUAAUAUAUAAUAUGUAACUGGUACAAAAUAAAUUAUACAAUGCAGAAUCAUAACGAACUAAGCUAACUUUUGUCCCUCACGCGUUGAAGAAUCGAAAACAGAAUAAUACGAUCAUAAACCUAAAAAUAUAAACUUUAAAUGCUUCAUUUUAAUUAUCGGAUAAUGGGUUGUGGGUCUGGUGCUAGCCUGAUGGAGCUAGUUGGGGGUUAAUCUCAUUGCAGUGGAAGGGGGGCUGCAAAGGACAAUAAAAUAAAUACAAUCUCCAUAAUAAAAUUCAAUAAUUAGUUAAAAUUAAUAUUUAAAGAACAGCGCCCUCCUCCUCGAUUCUCAUAGGGGGCACUUAAGCAGCGAUAAAUUUUACAAAUAAAAAGUAAAAAUUAAUUUUUUUAAAUUAAAAAUUAAUAUAAAUUAAUAAAUAAAAACAGCGCCCUCCUCGAUUCUCAUAGGGGGCACCUAAGGCAGUGCCAAAAGACUAAA
Molecule: messenger RNA, 9030 nt
Organism: Drosophila ananassae
Lineage: Eukaryota; Metazoa; Arthropoda; Insecta; Diptera; Drosophilidae
Product: zinc finger protein hangover
Exons: 7
Coding region: 378-6521 (2047 amino acids)
Biological process (GO): regulation of transcription by RNA polymerase II
Cellular component (GO): chromosome; nucleus
Molecular function (GO): RNA polymerase II transcription regulatory region sequence-specific DNA binding; zinc ion binding; DNA-binding transcription factor activity, RNA polymerase II-specific
Source: RefSeq, a predicted model, not a curated record